Molecule: messenger RNA, 1519 nt
Organism: Fragaria vesca subsp. vesca
Lineage: Eukaryota; Viridiplantae; Streptophyta; Magnoliopsida; Rosales; Rosaceae
Exons: 4
Coding region: 102-920 (272 amino acids)
Source: RefSeq, a predicted model, not a curated record
GGUAACCAACACAAAAGAAUAGGCUUUAUUUUCCAGUUUACAGUUUCAACUCAUAAGAUUACAAGAAAUAUAGAGCCUACUCAGCAGAAGAAAUCAAAGCCAUGGGAGGAGGCACCGUGCGUAUUGAUUUUCCGAUCAUCAACAUCAAACCCUCUUCUUCUAGUACUGAUACUAAUAAAAUUAUUAGUAAUAUUCUUAAUUUUCCAGUUUCAAACAGUUAUGUUGGAGCUGUUAAACCCUCUCCUUGUUCAGCUUCACAGUGCUACUGUGGAAAUGAAACUUGCAGGAAGAAAUCAAAGCUUGUCUAUGGAAACGAAGAGAAAAGAGCAAGUGGGUCUUUGAUAAGCAGCUCUGUUUUUGGGUCUGUUCCUUCCCAAUUUGAAGUCCAAACUGCAAUUGCUUCACUUCUCAAUUUUAUACUUGGCGGAAAUUCACCUCAGUCAGAGUUACAGUGGCUUCAGAAAUUGGUGGAUUCUUGUGUUACCAGAAAGUUACUGUCCUAUGGACACAGAAAAGUUUAUGAUGCUUUCCAGUUGUUACAAGCAGAUCCUUCUGUUCAGAGACUGGUGCUUUCCCUGUCCUCCGAUAAAGCCCUAUGGGAUGCUAUUACCAACAACGAGUUGGUCAAGAAGCUCCAAGAGCCACCAGCUGAUUCAGGCUUGCCUCGAAAUUCUGACACAGAACCGGACUUGGCUGCCUGCAUUAUCGGGUGGAUUAUGGAGAUGACCAAAGCAAAAGUUCUGGAACUCGUUGAGAAAUUCCAAUCACUUGUGUAUGAUGUGUUUCUACCUCGAGAGACCAAGGGAGGAAAUCUAGAGGUCGAGAACAAGAACGAGUUUGAAGAGAAGGUUAGAUCUUCACUGCUUCUCUCAAUUGUGACCAUCUUGAUUGUGGUAGUCGCUCGACUUCAAAGGGCAUGAUCAACAGACAAGUUUGUGGAAAGUGUGUGUAAAACACACCGAAUCCUUAUAAGUCAGGCAACUGGUUCUAUCAAAUUCAGGUCUCUUUCCUGCAUGUUGCAAGAUCCUGAACAUUGAAGUGUUUUAAGGAAUACCGUUAUCUUUUUCCUACUGCAACCAUUUGUUCAUAAAAAUUACGUGCCUUGUUACUCUUGUAGACCAACCUACUAGUUUGCUGAUUGUGCAAUAGACCAGUAGAGCAAGUCACAAUUGACAAUGAAACAGAGAACAAUUUCUUAAGAUCAUAAACCAUUUAGAAAACUUAGACGCAUAUUAGUUUGAGUAGUUUGCGUAAGUGUUUUGGCCACACGUCUCAACAGGGGCAGAGUCGGAACUCCGGUGACUCAAAAGUAAAGAGAAGGAGAUUGCGGGGCGUGCCACCUCGCGGGCGAGGAAAGGAAUGCGCUGCGGCUAGACUUCUAAACAAGCGAAGAGGGGGUUACCGGUGCCACCUCGCGGACGAGGGAUUACGAGUAAAACUUCUUGUCACUUGUGAAUCGAUACUCACUGCUAGGGUGAGCAGAGCAACAACUAGGGGAAGGAGGCGAAUCGGGAGGAAG